Messenger RNA from Haemorhous mexicanus (house finch), 3141 nucleotides. Its product is annotated as putative PIP5K1A and PSMD4-like protein. The record is from RefSeq and is a predicted model, not a curated record. Gene Ontology annotation, biological process: phosphatidylinositol metabolic process. Gene Ontology annotation, molecular function: phosphatidylinositol kinase activity. Lineage: Eukaryota; Metazoa; Chordata; Aves; Passeriformes; Fringillidae.
AGCGCGCGCUCCAAGAUGGCGGCGGCGGGGCCCGAGUCCGGCGGCAGCAGCGGCAGCAGCGGCGGCCUCGGCGGAUCCAACACCUUCAAGAAGUCCCUGACUCCUGAGAUGCCGGGAGGAUCCCAAACCAUCCGGAAGGGCCACAGAGGAGUGGAUUCCACGGGGGAAACCACCUACAAAAAGACCACGUCGUCGGCGCUGAAGGGCGCCAUCCAGCUGGGCAUCACGCACACCGUGGGCAGCCUGAGCACCAAGCCCGAGCGCGACGUGCUCAUGCAGGACUUCUACGUGGUGGAGAGCAUCUUCUUCCCCAGCGAGGGCAGCAACCUGACCCCCGCCCACCACUACAACGAUUUCCGCUUCAAGACCUACGCGCCCGUGGCCUUCCGCUACUUCCGGGAGCUCUUCGGCAUCCGCCCCGACGACUACCUGUACUCGCUGUGCAGCGAGCCCCUGAUCGAGCUCUCCAACUCGGGCGCCAGCGGCUCGCUCUUCUACGUCUCCAGCGACGACGAGUUCAUCAUCAAGACCGUGCAGCACAAGGAGGCCGAGUUCCUGCAGAAGCUCCUGCCCGGCUACUACAUGAACCUGAACCAGAACCCGCGCACGCUGCUGCCCAAGUUCUACGGGCUGUACUGCGUGCAGGCGGGCGGCAAGAACAUCCGCAUCGUGGUGAUGAACAACCUGCUGCCGCGCUCCGUGCGCAUGCACCUCAAGUACGACCUCAAGGGCUCCACCUACAAGCGCCGCGCCUCGGCCAAGGAGCGCGACAAGGCCUUCCCCACCUUCAAGGACCUGGACUUCAUGCAGGACCUGCCCGACGGGCUCUUCCUGGACGCCGACAUGUACAACGCGCUCUGCAAGACGCUGCAGAGGGACUGCCUGGUGCUGCAGAGCUUCAAGAUCAUGGACUACAGCCUGCUGGUGGCCAUCCACAGCCUGGACCAGGCGCAGCGCGAGCGCGCGGCCGCCGGCGCCCACCGGGACCGGGACGGGGAGCGGGACCCGCGGGGACGGCCCGCGGCCCAGCGCGCGCUCUACUCCACCGCCAUGGAGUCCAUCCAGGGGGAGGCUCGCAGGGGCGGCACCAUCGAGACUGACGACCAGAUGGGCGGAAUUCCCGCCAGGAAUGCCCGGGGGGAGCGGCUGCUGCUCUACAUCGGCAUCAUCGACGUCCUGCAGUCCUACAGGUUCGUGAAGAAGCUCGAGCACUCCUGGAAGGCCCUGGUGCACGAUGGGGACACGGUGUCCGUGCACCGGCCCAGCUUCUACGCCGAGCGCUUCCAACGCUUCAUGUGCCACACGGUGUUCCGCAGGAUCCCGCUGAAGCCCUCCCCGUCCAAGAAGAGCCGGGCCGGCGCCGCCGUUCCCAGGAGGAGCUGCCCCGGGGGGGUCCCGGCCCCGAGCCAGCUCCCGGCCGGGGGGGACGCCCGGGCCCCGCCGGGCACCGAGCCGGACCUGGAGCAAGGCUCCCGGCCGGAUCUGCUCCCGCGCUCGGUGCCGGAGGUGGGCGGGGCCUCGGUGCCGUCGCUGUCGCUGUCGCUGUCGCCGUCCCUGUCCAGCCCCUCCCUGGGCAGCGCCGGCGCCGCCUCCCCCCCCAGCAGGUCCGUGGGGGUGGAGGUGCACCCGGGGCCCGGAGCCGCCCUGCCCAGCGGGUCCCCCGGCCCCUCCCUGCCCCUGGAGCUGGAGGAGCUGCAGGAGACCGAGAUCAGCUUUUUGGCCGCGGGGUCUGGACCAAUCAGCGGGCGCGUUGUUGGGCGUUGUGGGGAGCGGGCCGGCGCUGAGGGGAAAGAAGGAGCCAAGAUGGUUCUGGAGAGCACCAUGGUGUGCGUGGACAACAGCGAGUACAUGCGGAACGGGGACUUCCUGCCCACGCGGCUGCAGGCGCAGCAGGACGCGGUGAACAUCGUGUGCCACUCCAAGACCCGCAGCAACCCCGAGAACAACGUGGGGCUCAUCACCCUGGCCAACAACUGCGAGGUGCUGACCACGCUGACCCCGGACACCGGGCGCAUCCUGUCCAAGCUGCACACGGUGCAGCCCAAGGGCAAGAUCACCUUCGGCACCGGCAUCCGCGUGGCCCACCUGGCGCUGAAGCACCGGCAGGGCAAGAACCACAAGAUGAGAAUCAUCGCCUUCGUGGGCAGCCCCGUGCACGACAGCGACAAGGACCUGGUGAAGUUGGCCAAGCGCCUGAAGAAGGAGAAGGUCAACGUGGACAUCAUCAACUUUGGGGAGGAGGAGGCCAACACGGAGAAGCUGACGGCGUUCAUCACGGCGCUCAACGGCAAGGACGGCAGCGGCUCGCACCUGGUGACGGUGCCGCCGGGGCCCAGCCUGGCCGACGCCCUCAUCAGCUCCCCCAUCCUGGCGGGCGAGGGCGGCGCCAUGCUGGGCCUGGGCGCCUCCGACUUCGAGUUCGGGGUGGAUCCCAGCGCCGACCCCGAGCUGGCUCUGGCUCUGCGGGUGUCCAUGGAGGAGCAGCGGCAGCGGCAGGAGGAGGAGGCGCGCCGGGCGGCCGCGGCGUCGGCGGCAGAGGCCGGGAUCGGCGCGGCCGGGGGCGACGAGUCGGACGAGGCCCUGCUCAAGAUGACCAUCGGGCAGCCGGACUUCGGCCGCGCGGGGCUGCCGGACCUGAGCUCCAUGAGCGAGGAGGAGCAGAUCGCCUACGCCAUGCAGAUGUCCCUGCAGGGCGCCGAGUUUGCCCAGGCCGAGGCAGCUGAGGUGGACAGCGGGGCAGCCAUGGACACGUCCGAGCCUGCCAAGGAGGAGGACGACUACGACGUGAUGCAGGACCCCGAGUUCCUGCAGAGCGUCCUGGAGAACCUGCCCGGCGUGGAUCCCAACAACGAGGCCAUCCGCAACGCCAUGGGCUCCCUGGCCUCCCAGGCGGCCCGCGAGCACCGGGAGCAGCACCGGGAGCGGAAGGACGAGGAGAAGAAAUGAGCCCGGCCGGGGCCGGGGCACGGCGGGGGCACGGCUGAAAUAAACGGAGCCAGAGGCAGCUCUGGGCAUGGCUGGGAGCGCUGUGGGGAUGGUGGAAGGGAUUUCUGGGAAUGCAAAUCGGGUAUUGGGGAUUGCGGGAAUAACUAAAGGAAUUUAUUGGGAAUGGCGGGGAUAAUUAAAGGAGUUUCGUGGGAA